This is a messenger RNA of Tetrapisispora phaffii CBS 4417, 1179 nucleotides long. RefSeq names its product Gsf2p (gene GSF2). NCBI's taxonomy places the organism in Eukaryota, Fungi, Ascomycota, Saccharomycetes, Saccharomycetales, Saccharomycetaceae. The transcript has a single exon. Bases 1 to 1179 code for a protein of 392 amino acids. The record is from RefSeq and is a predicted model, not a curated record.
AUGGAAGUAUACGUUAGAUUCAACGGUGACGCUGACCACGACUACGCUUUCCAAAUAAAUGAGGACGAUACUGUUAAAACCAAAAUUGAACCAAUCUUCACAGAUACCUCAAAAACAGGCUUGGGAAAUUUGAUGGUGCUAAGACCAACUAUUUUCCACAAGAGAGUUCCUUCCAAAUUUUAUAAAUCUAAUCACCCAGGUUACUUAUCCGAAGGUGCUUGUUUGCUGUUCGAUAAUGACGCUGAUUAUCCACAAUAUCUAGUAGAUUUGGAUGAAUCUAAACCUUUGAUAAAACAAUUAUGGCCAGGUCAAUUGAUUGUGCCUCAAUGGGAGUAUUCACCUUUCAAUGUAAUAGUUUACACCUCUUUAAUGUUACUUUGGUUAUAUACAGACCUACCUGAUAUGAUCUCUCCAACACCAGGUAUUUGUUUAUCAAAUCAAAUAUCAAGAUAUUUGGUGUUACCAUUUAUGGAAAUGUAUGGCUUGCCUGAUAUGACUCAAAAAUUAAAAGAUGAAAUCACAGUUAACUACAACACUCCAUUAGCUCAAAUCGCUUUUUUCGUAUUGCAUGUCAUUAAAGUUGCUAUUAUUUCUCUAGUCUUGAAACUAGGUAUUGGCAAUCCAAUUAGUUUCAACCCAAUUAAGAUCUUUCAAACAAGAAUCAUCAAUCUUAAUGAUCCAACUUUAAAGAAAACUUUGUUCAACAUCGGUUGGAUGGGUGCAAGAAGGGCUGGUUUCUACGACUAUCAACCAAAUUACUACAAUUAUAUCAUGAAGAAAUAUGGCGGUCCUGUAGCAGCUUACAAAGCAAAUAAACUAAGAACAGCAGCUCGUCCAGGCUUGGUUUUGGCUGAAGGCGAAGGUUUCCAAACUCCAUUAAAAGAUAGAUUCACAAACUCUACUUUCAAAACUAUGGAAGAAAAGAAAAAAUUCGUCUUAAGUGAAGAAUAUUACAUCGAAUUAGAGAAAAAUUUAAAAGAAAACAUAGACUUAUGUGAAGGUGAUAUAGGUAAAAUGAAUAACGAAAUUAGAAGAUUUAGAAGGUUCGGUCUUUAUGAAGUCUCUCCUAAAUUAAGACAAUUGGUAUUAGAUAGGAAGAGUGUUGAGCCAGAAGCAAUUAUCGAUGGUCUACCAGCUCCAACGAAACCAGACACCAAAGAAGAAAAGAAAGAGAAAUAG